This is a messenger RNA of Pestalotiopsis fici W106-1, 297 nucleotides long. RefSeq lists its product as uncharacterized. The transcript has a single exon. The record is from RefSeq and is a predicted model, not a curated record. The coding region runs from base 1 to 297 and encodes 98 amino acids. NCBI's taxonomy places the organism in Eukaryota, Fungi, Ascomycota, Sordariomycetes, Amphisphaeriales, Sporocadaceae.
AUGUGUACCGACACUUACAACCAGUUUACCAGGUGUCCUUGCCGGAAGUACCUGCACACCGUUCUAUGCAAUAUUGCCUGGCGGCGUGGUGCCGAUGGCGACCACGACGAGCAUAUUGCCUAUCUCGACAUGUCAAAGAGGAAGCGCCCUAGUCACAUGUCACAUUGCAACGUGGAAACUAUGACUACAGAAGUGGACGGGCGAUGCUCCGACUGCGUCAAGAAGAAUGAUGACGACGUCAGUAAACAGUGGAGAAAGGGCAAGAAAUGGAGUGGCCGAAAAGAGCGAUACUACUGA